Dendroctonus ponderosae (mountain pine beetle) is the source of this 3085-nucleotide messenger RNA. Its product is annotated as tetratricopeptide repeat protein 39B. Lineage: Eukaryota; Metazoa; Arthropoda; Insecta; Coleoptera; Curculionidae. The record is from RefSeq and is a predicted model, not a curated record. The transcript is spliced from 10 exons. The coding region runs from base 807 to 2615 and encodes 602 amino acids. Gene Ontology annotation, molecular function: protein binding.
UUCCCCUCAGGCAGAACUUUUCCUCCCUUAGUAAAUGCUCCUUGAAACAUCUUGUAACCAACUAUAGACUCUCUUCUGCUCAGAAAUUCCAUCCAAGUCGUCCACCGGGUCUUCCAAUAGGUGGCGCGCCUACACUCCGGCACUUAAGAAUAUUUAGUUUUAUUUCGCCAUUCGAAUGUGUUAUUUGAUAAUUUUGCAACGAAUGUUUUAUAUUUUGUUCUGUCUGUCGUACAUUGGAAACUUGUGGUCGCCAUCUGUGCCAUUACAUAACAGCCACCCUGUAUAUAAUUUUAAAACGACAUUUACUGGUUAAUUACUUUUUGUUUAAUGAUUUUUAACACACUUAGCGGAUACUGUGUGGCGAGCGGGUACAUAUAUGUCUUCUAGUCCGGUUUAACGGGUGAAGGUUGAUGGUAAAAUUCUACAUAAAGUGAAUCAACUAUUGUGCUUUAAGUUCUCCAGUGUUUAACAGUCUGAUCAUGGAUGCACAUUUAAAACACUAUCUGAUCCCAAGAAUUUGAAAAUUCCUUGAUGAAGCAAAAAGUGUUCCAAUACAUGUAGACGGGUAGGAUUAGUUGAAUUCGUUUGGGAGAAAGUACCGAUCGAGGUUGAUAUGCCGCUUUCCUUUCAUUUAUUAAAAGCUGGUAGAGUAGAUUGAAUUAACAUCAAUGCAGGACGACUUCGGUCUUUAGUGUGGAAGGCUCGUAGUAAGCAUCGACAUUCUACUUAACAUUAAAUUUACAUAGUGCUCAGCGCAGUUGAUAAUUGAAACUUGUAUGAUAAGGUAGAAUAACAGCCGUUUAAAAAUGACGUCAACUUUGACGGUUCCAGUGAGAGUGGCCGGUAUUAUGGAGCAUCCUGUAGAAGAUAAUUAUGAGUGUGAAAACAACAUGGAAGACGAUGAUUCAGAGGAGUUUGAAGACGCCAAUGAUUUUACGGUGGAGCUGGAUGUGAAAGACAUGACCCUGCACAGGGCGCUAGAGGAAGCUAAGCAGGCAAUUUUUUAUUUUUUCAACAACCAAUUUACCGAAGCCAAACAGCUAAUGAGUCCUUAUGCAACCGUCUCUGUGUACCACGCGUUAGGGCACGCAAUUUUUUUAUUUUUGGAGGCAAUUUUAACAGUCGAACCAGCUGCCAUCAGGUCUGCUUCUAAAGCCCUAAAAGACGCACUGGUGGUAUGUAACCGAUUUAGAAAGAAAAACACCAUUGGGGAAUCUAUUGGCAAGAUGGUGAAAAAAAAUCGCUAUGAACAGUAUACUGAAAUGGAGGCUCAUGCCGAAUUAUGUCACGCUGAAUGUCUGCUUUUGAAAUCAAUGCUUACUUUUAUGGAGGAUGAAACAUUGAGUAGUUUUAUCAAAGCUGGGAUCAAGAUUAGGUCUUGCUUCAACUCAUACAAAGAGUGCCAGCAAAUACUGUUCAAGAGGCAAUGGGAAAAUGAAGAGACCAAAUUGCAUUUUGAAAGUGGUGUGAAGAUGGGCAUUGGAACUUUUAAUCUGAUGAUAUCUCUGCUUCCUUCAAGAAUCAUUAAAUUGCUAGAAUUUAUCGGCUUUUCUGGCCACAAGGAUCAAGGGCUCAGCGAGCUGAUUGAGGGAUAUCAGCUAAACGGAAUCCGGCAAAUCCUAUGCAUAAUGACGCUUUUGGGCUAUAACUUAAUAGUAAUGCAUGUGUUGAGUCAUAGAGAUGGAGAUACCGUUAUUUGCCAAGAAAUGCUGAAUAAGCAACUCAAAAAGCAUCCAGAUGGGGUCUGGUUUCUCUUUUUCCAGGGAAGGUUGGAGUUUAUGAAAGGAAAUCUAAAUGAGAGCAUUAAAUACUACACUAGGUCGUGGAAAUCUCAAGACCUCUGGCCUCAGUUUCACCACGUGUGUUUUUGGGAACUUUUAUGGGUUCACUGUUUAAAAUGUGAGUGGAGGGAAGCACUGAAGUACAGUACAAUUUUAAGUGAAAAGAGCAAAUGGUCUAAAUGUUUGUAUAUGUACCAAAAGGCGGUUAUUAUGAUUAUGAUGAAAGACGAUCUCACGUUCGAAGAGCAACUAGAGCGGGACAAUCUCAUGAGGGAUGUGCCCAAAUACAAGCAAAGAAUAGCCGGCAAAUCGCUGCCCAUGGAGAAAUUUGCCAUAAAAAAAUCUGAGCGGUACUUCAGCCAAAAAAAGUUACUGAUUUUACCAGUUUUGGAACUGAUGUUUAUGUGGAAUCUACUAAAAAUAAUGAAGAACUUUAGCAUAGCUGGAGACAUUAUAACUUUAAUUGAAGCAGCUGAAACGGAAGUUGACUCGAACUUAAAGCCAUCCAAGUACGAUCACGACAAUAAAUGCUUAGUGUAUCUACUCAAAGGGGCUUGCCUAAGGCACAUGGGCGCUCCUCACCAAGCAAUACACUACUUUGAAAAAGUUAUCGGUUUCCAAAAGGAGAUAGUGGAAGAUCACUAUUUAGUGCCUUAUGCAAUCGUUGAAUUGGCCUUAGUUGAAUGGGAGCAAGGCCAUAAGGAGAAGGCGUAUCUUGCAUUAGAGGAUGCGAAGAAAAACUACACAAGCUACUCUUGUGAAUCCCGGUUGCAUUUCAGAAUACAUACCGCAUUGUCGGAGCUUAAAGUUGAACUGAAGAAAACCAAACAUUGAAUAACUAAGUUCUGGAUUGUUAUAUUAUAUAUAUAAAUAUAUACAUAGUCUUAAUGUGUACCUAAAGUGUAGUUCGUUCCUAGUCAAUUUGUAUGGUGUUGAAAAAAACUGGUUGUUACGAAUGUGCUUUUAAGCUCGUCCCAAGUUUCUUUCCUAACUCUUCCCUGGCACUGUUGGGUCACUUUCUUGCCUUUGUUAAAAUAAUAUUUAUUUGCCCUAGUACAAAAUGCCGCUAUUGAAGAUUGAUUGGAAUCAUUUGCAUUUGGAAUUACCUAUUUACGUUGUUAAUGUUCUCCAAAUGCAAUUUUUUUCUUGAAUAUCUUGUUAUAAAGGUUCUUUUUUAACGUAAUUUAGUCUACCUUCUCUUACUUGUUUUAUGCACUAGUUUUUUCAUAUAUAUGGCUGUGCUGUUAUGCAGUGUUUAAUUAGGUCUAGCUGUUAAUUGGAAUUGUAAUAAAUAUUGAACUUGU